Phragmites australis (common reed) is the source of this 1870-nucleotide messenger RNA. Its product is annotated as ran-binding protein M homolog. Gene Ontology annotation, cellular component: cytoplasm. NCBI's taxonomy places the organism in Eukaryota, Viridiplantae, Streptophyta, Magnoliopsida, Poales, Poaceae. The record is from RefSeq and is a predicted model, not a curated record. Gene Ontology annotation, biological process: cytoskeleton organization; cell surface receptor signaling pathway. The transcript is spliced from 11 exons. Gene Ontology annotation, molecular function: protein binding. The coding region runs from base 149 to 1537 and encodes 462 amino acids.
GUCGCCCUCCCUCCCCCACUGACCUUCUCCCAUCCACCCCGUCCGCAACCGCAAGCGACCCUCCGAUCCACUUCGAUCCGCCUCUCGGUAAGCUCCGCGCUGAUCCUGUCCUCGUUCCGGCGAUUUCCUUCGCGCUAGGGCUAGGCGAAUGGUGGCGAACCAGGAGUCGGAGGCGGCAUCGGCAGCAUCGCCGGCAGCGGUGGACCCGAUGCGUCUGGCGUCGCGGUGGCGCUCCCCGGCGGAGUGGGAGGCGGCGGCGGCGGAGCUGGAGGCCGACCCGGCGCCGUCCGAGCUCAACACCGUCAACAGCUCGGGCCUCUUUGCCGUCGUCUCCCCUGACAAGAUGUCCGUCAGGUACCUCGGCAGCAACCACCACGGCCACGACGUCGGGGUCGUGCAGGCCAACCGCCCCGCGCCCACGCGCCGGGCCGUGUACUACUUCGAGAUGGGCGUCAGGAACGCCGGGCACAAGGGGCAGAUAUCCAUCGGGUUCACCUGCGAGAGCUUCAAGAUGCGACGACAACCGGGCUGGGAGUCUAACAGUUGUGGAUACCAUGGUGAUGAUGGCUUUCUUUACCGAGGUCAUGGGAAAGGUGAAUCUUUUGGUCCCAAAUUCACAUCUGGUGACACGAUUGGUGCUGGCAUCAACUAUAUGUCACAAGAAUUUUUCUUCACGAAAAAUGGAUCUCUGGUUGGAGCCUUCCCAAAAGAAAUUAAAGUCCCACUAUACCCUUCAAUUGCAGUUCACAGUCAGGAUGAAGAGGCGACAGUAAACUUUGGAAAAGAACAGUUCUGUUUUGACAUUGAGGGUUAUAUUCUUGAAGAGAAGAUGAGGCAACAAUUGAUGGCCGACAAAAUGUUCUUGCAACCGGACAUCAGUCAUUGGAUUGUUCGUUCAUAUCUCCUACAUUACGGCUACCAAGAUACACUAAAUUCUUUUGACAUGGCAAGUGAAACUGAUCCUCCCGCCAAUCAUCAAAAUGGUUAUGGGGAACCUCCUGAAAUGUAUGGUCUUAGCCACAGAAAGCGUUUGCGUCAGCUUAUCAUGAGUGGAGAUAUUGAUUCUACAUUCAAAAGACUGGUGGAGUGGUAUCCACAGGUGAUAAAGGAUGAAAAGUCGGUUAUUUGCUUCUUACUCCAUUCACAAAGAUUCAUAGAAUAUAUCAGGGCUGAACAACUGGAGGAUGCUGUAAAAUAUGGUCGUGCUAACCUUGCCAACUUUUUGACGCACAAAGCUUUUGAGGAGUUGCUGAAGGAGUGUGUAGCCCUGCUUGCAUACGAGAAGCCUGCAGAAUCAUGCAUUGGAUACCUGCUGGACUCUGCCCAGCGUGAAUUUGUAGCGGACGCAGUGAAUGCAGCUAUCCUGUCGACGAACCCUAACAUGAAGGACCCAGAGAGCUGCCUUUACUCAUGCCUCGAGAAAUUACUGAGGCAGCUGACAGUAUGCAGCUUUGAGCGACGCGCUUUCAACAACGACCAAGGAGAUGCAUUCUUACUUCACAAAGAAGUGCAGAAUUCUGAAAGAUCCAGGCGUUGAUAGGCACCAAGUUGUGACGCGCAGAUGAGUAGUGAUCUUGGAUACCAGACUCCAACUGCCUUUGAUGAAAGAAGGGUCACCCUGGAACUGUUGACGGUCGCAUGAUCAAACACACAUUCUUCCCUUUGAAGGUCUGCUGCGACCCUCAAGCUCUUUGGAUUGUGGCUGAACACCAAACUUCAGAGUCGGUCUGUAGCUAGACAUUUGGAAGUUCCUUCCUUCUUGUAAUCAGAAAUCUUUCAUUCAGAUACGGCCAAGAUGCCUGUUUCUGUAAAUUUUUUGGUUGGCUAAGUUGUGAAUGCAAAAAAUGGUCAAUAAUUUGUCCUUCACAUA